Orcinus orca (killer whale) is the source of this 3349-nucleotide messenger RNA. It is a transcript of the gene MAJIN, whose product is annotated as membrane anchored junction protein. Gene Ontology annotation, cellular component: nuclear inner membrane. Bases 482 to 1264 code for a protein of 260 amino acids. Gene Ontology annotation, molecular function: DNA binding. Gene Ontology annotation, biological process: homologous chromosome pairing at meiosis; meiotic attachment of telomere to nuclear envelope. The transcript has 11 exons. NCBI's taxonomy places the organism in Eukaryota, Metazoa, Chordata, Mammalia, Artiodactyla, Delphinidae. The record is from RefSeq and is a predicted model, not a curated record.
UACAGCACCGGACCUUCCCCCGCCAGGCGCGCAGUAGGCGCGAAAAGACCAAUGGGCGGACAAGCCCGGGAACCACAGAAAGGCGCUCAACUUCUGUGCUCCAGCGGGUGGGGCGCGUGGAGCCCGGGGGCCGCCCCGGGUCUUGGCCUCGCGCGACCCCUGGACGCUGUCGCAGCGCCGCGCACGCGCAGACCGCGGCCAGGCCUCGGAGCGUGCGCCCACCAGGUGACCCUGGAGCGCAGCUGCGCGUGCGCCAAGGGCCUGGCCGGAGCGCGGCUCUAACUGAGGCGCGGGCAAGCGGCCGGGCGAGUCGUCGAGUCAGCCAGCCAGGCUUCGUGAGAGGUCGGCGCCUGCCUUUUUCAGAGAGCAGUUAGUGGGUACCCCGGCCGAGGCCACUUUGAUGAGGCACGAAGAACCCUUAUGAGAAAGAGCCUGGCCGAGCCUGGGAGGUCCUCGGGUCUGAGGUUAUUGUUUGGAAGCAAUGAGUUUAAAACCUUUCACCUACCCAUUUCCGGAGACGAGGUUUCUUCAUGCAGGAUCCAAUGUGUAUAAAUUCAAAAUUAGAUAUGGCAACAACAUCAGAGGGGAAGAGGUAGAAAACAAGGAAGUCAUCGUCCAGGAGCUAGAGGAUUCUAUUCGUGUGGUCUUGGGAAACCUGGAUAAUCUGCAGCCGUUUGCUACAGAACACUUCAUUGUAUUUCCCUAUAAAAGCAAAUGGGAGAGAGUGUCCCACCUGAAAUUCAAACAAGGAGAGAUUGUCUUGGUCCCUUAUCCAUUUGUUUUCACUCUGUACGUGGAGAUGAAAUGGCUUCAUGAAAACCUGUCAACUGGAAAACCAAUAAACAGCAGUCCUCCUGGGUUGGUCCCGGCAGAGAGGAAAGCAGCAGGAGCCAUGAUGAGGAAACGAAAACACGCAGAAGUGCCCAGCUCCCCAGCCAGGCCAGGGCUGGACAGGCCCAAGAAGGGGACUUCCAGCCAAGGGCUCAGCAAAAAGAAGGCCCCUAUGGAAACCAGGAGGAACAGAGAAAGAAAAACCCAGCAGGAAUGGCAGGAGACCCCAGCACUUGAUAUCACUGAUGUUCAGGACCAGGAUUCUAAGUGGGGAGACGGCCGAGCAGGGAAGAUUAUCCCACCAUUGCAGCAAAACGAUCCACCUCCUCCUGAAGGACGCACGGAGCUGGGAACCAGUGGCUUCUUUGGGUUUCUAAGCUCUCUCUUCCCGUUUCGGUAUUUCUUCAGAAGGAGCAGCCAGGGAGCCUCCUAAAUGCAGCGGCGGGAAGAGCGUUUCUCUUGCAGCGACUCUUCCCGCUGCACUCCCUGCUUAUGACGUUCCAGUCUUGGGGAAUGAGCGCCCCAAACUCCCUGAGUCCUCUUGUGGGUUUGUCCUUUACAAUGGAUUGUCCUUCCCCAAUUUAAAACACUAAGAAUGUAACUUUCUAAAAUGCUCUAGUCUGAGAAGUUUACUGCCCUAUGAGCCAGUUAGGUCUUCCAUCUGCAGCACUUAGAUUUCUAAUGAAAAUAAAUUAUUUAUGAAGAGUUAUUGACUGAAUUUUAGUGGAGUAGAGAGAGAGAGCACGAGAGAGCAAACUCUUUCCUCAAGAUACAGGGAAACAAUGCCUGAAACCUCCCCUGGGUCUCCCUGGUUGUUGUUGACAGAACAGUUUGGAUAGGUGGGGUCUGUACCUGACUUUGAACCUUAAACUCCCCUGGCCAGGUUAGAGAAUGGGGUUUUGCAAGACUCAAUGUCCUGAGCCCUGCUGACCCUCAAGAAAUCAUGUCUCCUCAGUUCACCCAGUUUGGCCCCAAAGUGCAGUCUCUUAGUAGGUAAAUGCUUCUCACCUAGCUACCCCUUUGGCUUUGACAGUAAUGCAGAUUAGUUUAUCGGAUCAACUGGAAGUCAGUGUAGGUUAGGGCCAAAGGAAUCAUUUUGUAACUGUAGAGAUGACCAGUAUUAGAAUGGGCCACCUUGUAAGGUAACAAGCCUUUGUCAACCCUAGUCUUUAAACAGAGCUGAUUGUCUGUCAGAUGCUGGAAGUCACUCUUGGUGGAUGGGAACGCUGGGGCUGGACUGCUAAAGUCCCUCAGAGACCCCUUGUUCUGACGCCUUUCCCUUGGCUGAGGAGGAGAGAAGAGGUGGGCUGCUGAAGGGCCUGGGACCUGAGGGGAGGAGGGCCAAAGGGGAAGUUGCCGUGUGUGAGGACUGGAGGACUAGGGACAAGUUGUGUUUACAGCCUUUGCCCUGCUGUCCCAAACACAGCCCACUUUCCAAAGCUGUUCAAAGGCACAGCUCCAGAAUCUGGAGAUCUGAGCGCCAUUCUGACUUACAAGCUUAUAAUGAAGGCUUGGCAAAGUCACUUUCCUUUCUGGUUCUUAUUUUUCUCAUCUGGAAAAUGAAAGGGUAGGAUCUGAUGAGCUCUCAGUGCCUUCCAGCUCUGGCAGUCUGUGGCUGGCUCUGCCUCUCGGAGCAGGUCAUUGAGCCAGUAGCCCUGGGGUGUGUGGGGACAGAACCACCACAGGCUUCCUUCUGAUGGCUACCCUGCCCCGGCCCCUGUGGCUCCUGCUGACUAGGGGUCUUUUUCUAACUUGCCACAUUCUUGCCCCAAGUGUAAUUCAGCACCAGGCAUGAAUAGCAGGAGAUCUGGGUUCCAAAACAGCCCUGACAUGAACUAGCUGUGUGACCUUUAGUAACUUUCCUUCUCUUGAGCCUCAGUUGCCUCACCUGUAAAACCAGAGCCAGGGCUGGACUAAAUGAUUGACUUGCUGGGGUUGAUAGCUUCAGGCACUUCCCAGGAGUCAGGUCCCUGUUAGUCCAGAAACUAGGGGAAGCCCCACUCCGUAGCUGACCCCCCAGAGUGAGAAGUCAUCCACUUGACAGUGAAAGUGAAGCUCUGAAACGGACUUAGAACCAGCCCCCUGAUUCUCCCUGGCUCUGCCACCAAGCAUCUCUCAGGAGACCCCCCACUGAUAGCAUUUCUGUUGUCCAUAAGAAUCUCCUCUCCACCCUUUCCUUUGCAGUGGGUAAAAGAGACAGGCAGGGCUGAGUUUAAUAGUUUUAAGGAUGGGCUGGCAAGGCCCUAAACAGAAGUGUCCUGCCCGAGGUCACAUAGCAAAGAAGAGAACCCAGGUGGCCACAACUCAGCCCAGUGAGAGCCCUCCCUCUCCAACUGCACACACGCUGCCUACUCCACCAGCUCCUGGGCUUUUCUCUACACCUCACUUCCCAGCCCUGGGCCACCAGCAGCUUUUGGACAUAGGGAAGCAGAAACUGCCCUAGAGGACCACACCUCAGAGAACAGCAGGAUCUCCCAGGUGGUUUUGCUGUGAGGCUUCAGGCAGAGAAGGCAGGCCU